AUGCCUCUCACAACAGAACUCACCCGCCUCCUCCAUAUCAAGUAUCCUAUCGUCCAAGGGGGCAUGCAGUGGGUGGGCACACCACCCAUGGCAGCAGCUGUAGCCAGAGCUGGAGGGCUUGGCAUGCUUACCGCCCUCACGCAACCCAGUCCAGAUGCUUUAAGGGAUGCUAUCAAGGAGACCAGGCGGUUAAUCGGUGGAGAGAAGAGCGGGCGCUUUGGAGUCAACAUCACUCUUCUUCCUUCUAUCAACCCGCCUGAUUAUGCUGGGUACGCCAGAGCAGCCAUGGAGGAAGGCAUAGACAUCUUCGAGACUGCUGGCAAUAAUCGUCAGUGGAGCUCGUCGGUCCCAAAGCGGUUUGUUAUUCAUAAAUGUGUGACCGUCAAGCACGCGUUGUCUGGACAAAAGAUGGGCGUAGAUAUGUUGAGUAUCGACGGAUUCGAGUGUGCUGGUCAUCCUGGAGAGGAAGAUAUCGGUGGAGUAGUAUUGCUUGCUCGAGCCGCCAAAGAACUCUCCAUUCCUUAUGUCGCUUCUGGUGGCUUUGCUGAUGGCCGUGGUCUCGCUGCAGCUCUGGCCCUUGGUGCUUCUGGUAUCAACAUGGGUACUCGCUUCAUGUGUACGGCGGAAUCGCCUAUCCACCAGAAUAUCAAGGAGAAGAUCGUGGCCUCUACUGAACGAGAUACAAUCCAUAUCUUUAGGCGUAACACUGCACGUGUCUUCAAAAACGCCGUCUCCACGGAAGUCGUCCGUCUUGAGCGGAGACCGGAAGGGGCCAAGUUCGAAGACCUCAGGGAGCUUGUCGCCGGCGCCAGAGGCAAGCAGGUUUAUGAGACGGGUGAUCAUGACGCUGGUAUCUGGUCCGCUGGUAUCGCCGUCGGUCUCAUUGAUGACAUCCCAACUUGUUCUGACCUUGUCAAGCGUAUCGACAGGGAGGCAACAGAAGUCAUUCAAAGAUUGCACGGCAUGACAGAAGCUAGAGCUAAGCUGUAA
This is a messenger RNA of Cryptococcus wingfieldii CBS 7118, 990 nucleotides long. Its product is annotated as 2-nitropropane dioxygenase. The transcript has 10 exons. The coding region runs from base 1 to 990 and encodes 329 amino acids. Gene Ontology annotation, molecular function: nitronate monooxygenase activity. The record is from RefSeq and is a predicted model, not a curated record. NCBI's taxonomy places the organism in Eukaryota, Fungi, Basidiomycota, Tremellomycetes, Tremellales, Cryptococcaceae.